Molecule: messenger RNA, 4744 nt
Organism: Paramormyrops kingsleyae
Lineage: Eukaryota; Metazoa; Chordata; Actinopteri; Osteoglossiformes; Mormyridae
Gene: cdhr2
Product: cadherin related family member 2
Biological process (GO): homophilic cell-cell adhesion
Cellular component (GO): plasma membrane
Molecular function (GO): calcium ion binding; cell adhesion molecule binding
Source: RefSeq, a predicted model, not a curated record
AGACAAAGUUCUUGUCCUGCUUGUUUCCUCAUAACUAGGAAUGUCUACUUACUACGAACACGCAGGGAACGCAGCUUGUUAAGCCUGUGAAUAAGGACCUUUAAGAUGCCAAAACCAUUUUUGCUCCUGUUGGCCUCUGUGUAUCUGGCUGUUUACAGUUAUGGAAUUGACAUUGAUGUAAAACCAAUUUUUUUAAUGGAAGACCUCCCGCUUGGUGCAUAUGCUUUUACAAUUAAUGCGACGGGCCCACCAGGUCAGCCAUUAACUUAUGCACUUGGAGGAGAUGAUGCAUUUUACUUCAGUGUUGCACGAGACACAGGAAGCGUAUCCAUAAGGUCUUACUUGGACAGAGAGGCGAAGAGAACACUUCUGUUAUUGGUUGUGGUUUCUGAUGGUCAAAACGAGGCGAGGAGACAACUUUCUAUAAUUGUACGCGAUGCAAAUGAUAAUCCGCCGAUAUUUGAUCCCCCAUUGUAUGACAUAAAUGUGCCAGAAAAUACUCUACCAGGAGUACUGUUUCAAGUGACAGCCACUGAUCGUGAUGAAGGGGAUGCAAAAACGAUUGUGUACAGAAUUGACAAUGUUAUACCAAGUACGGGCAACGACCUCUUUUCAAUUAAUGAAAUCACUGGUAAUGUCAGUCUUAUGGGAUCUUUAAAUUACACAAGCAAAAGCACUUUUUACCAGUUAAAAAUCAACGCAUCGGACAAAGGUGGCCCACUUAACGGAGAAUUCGUUAUCCAGUCCAGUACAGUUUUUGCCUCCAUUAAUGUCAUUGAUGUUCCUGAUCUUGAUCCACAAUUUAUAAACCUUCCAUAUGUAGCCACUGUUGAUGAAAACACACCUGUGGGAAUCUCUGUAAUCGAAGUCUUGGCUAUAGAUCCUGACAUGGGAGUCAAUGCCAACAUUGUCUAUACAAUUCAAAGUACCAAUGUGCCCGAUUUAUUUGAGAUUAAUGAAAUUACUGGAUUAAUAUCAGUCAAAAUGGUUUUUGAUAGAGAGGAACUAUUGGACAUUGAUGACAUUGUUACACUGAAAGUUAUGGCUAUGGAAACUGAAGAAAAUGUUCAUGGAAAUUUUCCCAGCACCACGACAGAUGUGAAGAUCACUAUUGGUGAUGUUAAUGACAACAAGCCUAAGUUUUAUUAUUGUGAUGCCACACAAUGUGAUUUAAAUACACAAGCAAGUGAUUUCAGUGGCGACAUCGAUGAACACUCAUUUGUGGGCGCCUCUGUAAACGGUUUAAAUAUUUUAGCAAUGGAUCUGGACCAGGGACAAAAUGCCAAGUUCACGUUGCACUUAGAAGGUCCAGACAAAGACGCCUUUCAGGUGUCGCCUUCCGCCGGCAUCUCAAAAGCUGAAGUACAAAUUCAGGUCAAAAACCAACAAGAUGUCGACUACGAAGAAAAGAAAUUUAUGAUAGUGGAGGUUGUUGCCACUGAAGAUUCCACAAGUGACAGCUUUUCCACAGCCACUGUCACCAUCCAGAUCAAUGACAUUAAUGACAACUUUCCAACUUUCAAGCAGGACACCUAUGAAAUAGCAGUGAAGGAACACAGUCCAAUAGGCACAAUCAUAGCCACCAUUACAGCUACAGAUCCAGACACAGAAGAUAAGGACAACAUCACUUAUACUCUUCUACCUGCUAACAUAUUGAAUUAUUUUGAUGUUUACCCAAGUAAUGGGAGCAUUAAAGUGGUUGAUGAUGAAAAAAUUGACCGUGAGAUCACUUCCUUUUUUUAUGCCACUCUAAAAGCGACGGACACCAAAGAAAAGGUUGGAACGACAACCCUAGAGAUAACACUCUUAGACAUAAAUGACAAAGUACCAAAUAUUACCAGGGAGUCAUAUUACGAGUUUGUGAAGGAAGGACCAAAUCAGCAACUGAGAUUCAAAGUCCAGGCCAUUGAUCAAGACGAACCAGAAACAAAGAACAGCAGGAUCCAAUACAGAAUUGAAGAAAGCAUGUUCAGCGACAAUUUUACCAUAAACAUAGACACAGGAGAGUUAGAAAAGAAAGACCAGUUAGACAGAGAAGCAAUAAACGCGUCACUCAAUGGGGAUAUUGUGUUAAACGUAACAGCUACUGACAUGGGGGAGCCACCUAGGGGCACAUGGGUCAAAGUCACAGUCAAUGUGCAGGACAUCAAUGACAAUACACCUCAUUUUAGGGAUCCUUCUUAUGAAUUCUUUGUCAAAGAAAGUAAUAAGGGGUCAUUUGUGGGCUCAGUGUUUGCUGACGAUGCCGACCAAACAGAGAUUAACAAUCGCAUCUCUUUCCGUAUCAUUGAUGGCAGCUUUGGCAACUUCAUUAUCAUCUCCUCCGCAGAAGACACUGGGGGUUUUAUUGGUAACAUGUCUGUGGACCCAGAUGUUGAGCUGGAUUAUGAGCGGGGGCAAAGGUUAUACACUCUAACAAUUGAGGCCACAGAUCUGGGGCAGAGAAAGGAUACAGUAAAAGUGAAGGUGAAUGUGCUGGAUGUAAAUGACGAGCGGCCGACGUUGCCAAAAGAUUUGACGUGGCAUGUAGCUGAGAAUACCACUGGUCUGGGGGUGGUGGGUAAAAUCGCAGGGGGGGAUCUGGACAGUAACCACUCCCUGGUCUAUGAGCUCAUCUCCACGCGCUGUUACUGCAAUGCAACCAUGGGUCCAUGUGAUGAGGAAUGGUUCGUAGUGGAGCCCACAGGUGCUGUCAUGGUCAACGAGGAAUUCCAGGUUGACUAUGAGAAGUGUACUCAAGUUCUGCUGGAAGUCCAGGUGGUGGACAUUUUCACAGAGAAAGGGGAGAAUACCAGUCUUCCAGCAAUUGUGACAAUCAAUAUUGAUGACAUCAAUGACAACAUUCCCAUCUUCAUAACCCCCGAUGGAGUAUUUGUUGUUGUUUCUGAAGAUACCGAGAAGGAUAAGAGUGUUGCUUUUGUCUCUGCUUUUGACCUGGAUUCUGGAGACAAUAAGGUCAUCACAUUUGACAUAUUAUCAGUGAAGUUUGUUGAUACUAAUAAUAAUGAGGUACCUAUGGAUGUAUUUUAUGCUGAAACCACUGCAAAGCUAGACUACUAUGAAGGAACCAUCAGGUGCCUUGGCAGUCUUGACGGUAACUUGAAAGGAAAAUACUCAAUAACAGUAAUAGCAAGAAACAAAGGGGAUGCAUCAGCAACAAUUCAGAUAGCGAUUUACACAAUUGACAAAUCUUAUCGCGUCGGCCUCCGUUUUGAAACUUCAGUUGCAGAGGUCGAAUCAAACUUGGACCAAAUUAAAGGAGCUCUUGCAGCAGCAACUGAAGCAACGGUUCGUAUAUUGGAGGUUGUGGCAGAAAACACAGAGCAAAGAGCCUCAGAAGUGACUAUUUUGGGAACAUAUUUUAUAUAUACCAACGGAAGCGCCAUGGAUUCAAACAGCGUUGAAAGGAGAUUGCAAGAAGACCUAUAUCAUGCUAACAUACUGCGGAAAUACGGCCUCACAUACAUUGUAUCAGGACUAACCCAAGAGAAAGAAAUUGAUCCUGUGUUUGUUAUACUUCUGGGUUUAGUGGCGGCUCUUGUAAUAAGUCUGGCUAUCAUGAUAACAUCACUUGUCUGCACCCGGAAGAGCUUCCAGCGGAAGCUAAAGGCAGCCAAGGCCAUGAACACUGCAACAAUGCUGACAACAGAGAAUCGCAAAACUGGCGCAGUGGUCCCGGGUACAAACAAAUACACAAUGGAGGGGGCCAACCCUGUGCUGAAUCUGAAUAUUGACACAGCCACAGACUUGGGCUUUGACGAAGACAGUUCCAGUGAUGACAUAGUUAGCAUGAAUUCCUUGGACUAUAACCAGUCAGAUAAUGGGCCGAUGACGAUAAUCCAGGAAGAGGAGGAGGAAGAUGAGACUUCAAUUGGCGAACAAGUGUAUCACACGUCCAUUGAGCCACUUGGGGCUGCACUGGCACAACGGGACAAAAAAAAGGAUUCAGGAAUGCAGUGGGGCUACGACAACCCAUCGCUGAGCACCACAGACUUAUGAGUAUUGCAUAAGGAAUACAAUGCUACUUAAAUGCUACAAAGUUACUUUUUAAUAUGAAAAUUCAAGAAAGCAAAUGAAACUGUUGUAUAAGAAUACAAAUGUCAUUGUCAAAUGCCAGAAUGUAGCAGUUUUAAGAACUAGAAACAAAAGUUAAAUGUUCCCCUCUUCUAUAGCAGUGAAUCAGUAUCAAUAAAUCAUUUGCUGCUUACACAUUCGUUAAGGUUGUGUCAAUUGUUAUACUAUUAGAUUCUACAAGCCUCUUAAAAAUGCACCAUAGUCCAUUCUUCUUAUUAUUAUUAUUUUAAAUUUAGAAAAAAUACAGUUGUUGACAAAUUGUUGGGGUAUGAAUGUUGAUAUAUGUUGACGUGUGUGAUAAGGUGCACAGCCAGAACUCAUGGGGUUGGAUCCAAAAAAUGGUCUGUGAGGGUGGGGGCUCGUCCUUAAUGCGUGUCUGUCUAUAAAGCAAAGGUUUAUCCACAAUUCAAAUAACCAAAACUCACCAAAUUUUCAACCAAUUUAGUUUGUUACGAAUGUCAGACAUGUAUUCAUGAUACAAAACACUUGGUCAAAUUAAAAAUGAAGGUUUUCAUAUUUAAAAUCUAAUGUAGAUUUUAAGUAGUGCUUCUUUUCCAAAUGAACUUACUAUUUUUUUUCUAAGGAUAUUCUAUUUACAUACUGCGUGUAAAAUGGCUACCAUGGUGAAAUUUUAUGAUUUUUUAAAUAAAUGUUAAUUCAUCUUCAGUGU